AAACAACUCUGAUCAAAUCCAGCUCCUUAAUAACAUCAUUUCGUCCUGAAUUUCGUUUAUUUCACACCUAUCUGUGAACAGACAAUUUCGACCUUUACAAAAGCUUGGUGACUUUUGUGAAGGACAUUAGAAAGCUUUCGGAUAAUUUUCAGACAACCUGUUAACACGAACCAACAGCAAGCACUGACGAAGGAAACUUUUUUGAAUUGUGGGUCAACACUCCAUUUGUGAUAGCGAUCACAAUCAUCCAGAUCUAUUGGCUCAAUCCGUUUAUGACAUUAUUCUUGUUUCCGUGGGAAUGUCAAUAGAAAACCACCAGAGUGCCUAUCAUUAUCGAAGUAGACCCCGUCCAGUUCCAAAUGAUGACGACGGACAUGCAGCAGAGAAAACAAAGUUGGGGAAAACAAGAGAAGCAGAGUUUGCACAAUCAAACGCGCGAGCAGCAGCAAAUAAACUGGUGGCUGAUUCAUUCUUCGGAACCGUCGCAGGACGCUUGGCACAAGAAAUUCAUGACGAGUUCCUUGUGUGUAAAAUAUGCUUAGAAAGCUACAACAACCCAAAGUGUCUCAGUUGUUUACACACGUUUUGUGCGGCCUGCAUUGAUAAACACAUUUCUGCUGAAGUCACUUAUAACAAGUACACCGACUACCGAGAUUUCACCUGUCCGCUAUGUCGGAAGCGAACGCAAUUGCCACUUGGAGGAGUUAAGAGGCUUCCCGACAACUUCCUUAUUUCAGGCCUGACGGAGUUGGUCAUGCGACAGCGUGCCUCUUCUCACUCAUCGUCUUCCAUUACCUUGACUGCAGGACCCAACGGUCGUGGCCUCGGAGAUGGACUGGACACCAACAACUGCUCAUUAAAUGGUGAGGAUGAUAAUGAUCGUGUUCAUCAACUUCCUCGAUUAAAUAGGCGUGGUAUUACCUUCGGAGAGUGUGAAAUAUGUGCCCAAGUCGGCUGGUUGGAUCGCGGACACUCGACAGAGCCCGUUAGCAGACCUUUGUCUAACGGUGACACUGGACGAGCCAGCUCGGCUCAUUUAAGCAAUGCGCCUCAGGCAUCAUCCAAGUGUUUGGAUUGUAACAAACUUCUAUGUAUCGAGUGUGUUAAGCGACACCGGAACACCAAGGUCACUAAAGAUCAUGCCACUUUUGAUUUGCAGUCCGGCAAAGAGAUUGAGUGCAAAGAGCAUCCCGGUGAAACCGUUCGGUUUUAUUGUGAGGCCUGUUCGUCGUGCAUAUGCGUCCUGUGCACCUUCAAUGAACAUCGAGAACAUGAAGUAACCAGUUUCGGUGAAGCUGUGAAUUGCUUGCGGGCUGAAUUGGAAGGGGCCUUGGAGCACGCUUCCAGACGAAUUCUUAGUUGUCAAACCAGAAUGAAUGCAGUCAAUGAGGCGUCGGAGUUGGUUCACAACUUGGAAAGGCAAAUUCACGAAACUGCUGAACAUUUUAUCGAAGCAAUCCAGAAACAAGAACAAGAAAUCCUACAUGAUCUACAUGAAUUUAUUGGGUCUAAAAAUAUGGCAACUAUCAAUCACCAGCUGGAUGCGGAACAUCGAUUGGAAUUGGCAGAGAACAUCUACAAAGAAUCAUCUAAAUAUGUAGAGGGACAAGAAAUUGACAUGCUUCUGGCUAAAUCAGAGUUGUACGAAAAGUUGAAUCAACUCAAUGAACUGCACUUGGAUGAAGCGGAGUUUGAACCCAUUACCGCUGAGGUAUAUUUCCGUCCAGGAACUGCCCAACUCGGUUACCUUACAAACGAAGUUUCCGGUCCACCAACGGAACAGUAUGAAUAUCUUCACCUACCACUUUCCUCGUCACAAUCUUCCCUUGAACUGGCUAACAGGCCAUUUCUGAGCACGACUGCUAGUCAGACUGACUCUAGCCUGCUUGAAGCACUCGCGCCAAAGCCGAAACCCAAAGAAGAGAAACAAUACAGAUGCAGAGGGUGCAACACGGAGUCACUAGAGACACGGGAUGAAGAAACGAACACAAGACCGAGAGGAAUCAACACGAGCAUUUCCUUCAGUGAGGCCGUCUCAAAUGCCAACUCGGAGGAACUACUGAACCAACUGGGUACAAACAAUCUUGAUUUCCAAUCGAUGGACAAUCUAACACGAGCCCGAAUGCGUCGAAAACUUCGCGAACAUUGCCACACAUUUGAUGUGUCCACAGGGGCACAACCGGAAGUUGUGGUGAAUGGUGAAAGACAGAAGCCUCCUCGUGGUCUCAAUGAUUGUGGCUUCCGUCGUUAUAGCACAAUUGACAAACAGCAUCACUAAUCGGCGAUAAGAUUUCAUAACAUGGUUUACCUAAAUGGCCUCGAAUGUCUAAAUCAAGCGGUGUGCUUGAACUUUCUGUGGGCUGAAACAUCAUUUCACGGAAAACUUCAGUUUCACAUACGAAAGAACAUAGUUAAAACUACCGAAAAAUGGCAAUUUCCCUAUUGAUUAUCCUCACCAAGCGGGGCAUGUGCAGCCCCAUCUAACAUGACUGCACUCUCUUUCUUUCCGGUUAACUCAUGUUGUGCUGCAAUUAAUUUUUUGUGUACAUAGGACAUGACACUAAAAGUGAAUACCCCAACUGCUGCACUAGUUGCUAAAUACGCUGGUUUUUCGCAUGUCAGAUGACUUUCAAAAAAAACAUUUUGCUUCUAAUAUAUACAAUCCGGGUUCGGCGUUCAAGAAAAUGUCGUUUCAGUUGUUCUUUCAGUUAGGUGCGUCGUUGGUGUCCUUUUCCUACGUGGUCAUC
Molecule: messenger RNA, 2747 nt
Organism: Opisthorchis viverrini
Lineage: Eukaryota; Metazoa; Platyhelminthes; Trematoda; Opisthorchiida; Opisthorchiidae
Exons: 4
Coding region: 299-2278 (659 amino acids)
Biological process (GO): positive regulation of DNA-templated transcription
Cellular component (GO): nucleoplasm; chromatin
Molecular function (GO): ubiquitin-protein transferase activity; zinc ion binding
Source: RefSeq, a predicted model, not a curated record